Molecule: messenger RNA, 587 nt
Organism: Etheostoma spectabile (orangethroat darter)
Lineage: Eukaryota; Metazoa; Chordata; Actinopteri; Perciformes; Percidae
Product: protein FAM240B
Exons: 3
Coding region: 277-543 (88 amino acids)
Source: RefSeq, a predicted model, not a curated record
CCCUAAAGACCAGUUAGAUUCCAGUACCAUGAGCUCACUGGGAGAGAGAUGGGCAAGAGAGCAUCAGACAGAACAGAGAGGAAAACAUGAAUGUUUACUGACAAAUUUACAGGCUGACGGGAGUUUCACAUGUAAAACAUUUUUUUGAGUGGGCAGGGACACACACACACCCACACCCACACCCACACACUAAUAUAAACAGCAUUCUGUCAUAACACACCCUGUGAGGCUGGCGGACGCUCAGUUGAAGCUCUGAAGGUUUGUUUCUUUUUGUCAAUGAACUUGGCUCUGGUCCACGACAGACUACACAUUAAGACGUUCUGGGAGAAGAAGAUUAAUACUGAAUGUCAACAUGUUGAGAGCGAAGAGCAGAGAAAGAACAAGAGCGCACUGGAAAAGCUGAGGGCGGAGUGGCUGGUCCGCCUGGAAAACAGAACCAAACACCUGAAGAACCUUGACAAGUACGCCAAGAAGGUCAAGGUGGAGAAGUCUCCCGACCAGGCAGAAGUUCAAACAAACGGGGAUGAAGAAGAGAAACUGUGACUUCAUAAUAUUAAGAGCAAUAAAGUGACUUUUUUGGCAAAUAA